CUACUCGGGCGUUCCCCAGCUAAGCUUCCUCCUCCAACCCCCACCCCCUGGCUCCGGGGACAUUUCUUUUGGUCUUUUCAAAUAAGCUACCAACAGGUGUUCACGCUGCUGGAGAAAGGGUUGAAAGCGUCCCGAGAGUAACUGUGCGUGAGCGCCCGGGGCGGGCCCGGGAGGGGAGCACUCUCCCAGGCCGGCUGGAGCGCGGGGAGGGGCCAGUCGGGGCUCACUACUCACCGGGUGCCUAACUCGCCCUGGUGCCAGUUGUAAGGCUCCUUCACUUCGGAGAUUGUUCCACAGCCAUGUCCGGGAUUUGGGUUCACUUGUCACUGAUAUUUAUCUCUGUUUCUGGACCAUUGUCUAAAGGUGAAAAUGCCCACAUGGCUGGUAUCAACUCUGAGGGGCUGAAAUUGAAUAUUACUGAAGCGAACUCCUGCCAAGAAGGCCUGUAUCGUGAGCAUCAGUUUUGUUGUCAGCCUUGUCCUCCUGGCGAACGGAAAAACGGUGAUUGCAAACACGACGGAGGUAUACCAGAAUGUGUGCUCUGCUCAGAGGGGAAUGAGUACACAGACAAGAGCCAUCAUUCUGACAAAUGCAUAAGAUGUAGUAUCUGUGAUGAAGAACAUGGGCUAGAAGUGGAACAAAACUGUACUCGGACCCGGAAUACCAAGUGCAGAUGCAAAUCAAACUUUUUUUGUAACAGUUCUCCGUGCGAACACUGUAACCCUUGCACCACGUGUGAACAUGGAAUCAUUGAGAAAUGCACACCAACUAGCAACACCAAAUGCAAAGGAUCCAGAUCUCACACAAACAGUUUAUGGGCCCUCCUGAUCCUCCUCAUCCCAAUAGUUCUAAUAAUAUACAAAGUGGUGAAAAGUCGAGAGAGGAAUAAAAAAAAUGGUUAUUGCAACUCUGCAGCCUCAAAUGAUGAAGGGAGGCAGCUGAAUUUAACAGAUGUUGACUUGGGUAAAUAUAUCCCUAGUAUUGCUGAACAAAUGAGAAUAACUGAAGUUAAAGAGUUUGUUCGGAAGAACGGUAUGGAGGAAGCCAAAAUAGAUGAUAUCAUGCAUGACAAUGUCCAUGAAACAGCUGAACAGAAGGUCCAACUGCUCCGCAAUUGGUAUCAAAGUCAUGGGAAGAAAAAUGCAUAUUGCACUUUGACUAAAAGUCUCCCAAAAGCUCUUGCAGAGAAAAUUUGUGACAUAGUCAUGAAGGACAUUACUAAUGAACGUGAAAAUGCAAACUUGCAAAAUGAAAAUGAAAACUUGGUUUAAAGUGAAAAACAACUAACUCAGUUCUGAGAAUAUACUAAAUAUUCUAAAUAUGUUCAAAUAAGUUCUGAGUAGCUAUAGAUAUUGCUUGGCUUGGCUUUUUACUGGGUGUGUUUUCUUUUUUCAUUUAUUAGAUUUGUAGAGCUAAUACAUUUGCUCAAAGCUAUUUGUGGGGCUAAUAGCUUUGAGCAUUUCAUGAUUCUGCCUUCAAGGAUUUUUAAAGUCUAGUUGAGGAGAUGAAUGCUGGUGAGAGUAAAUACCCAUGUUCAUCUUCUUGCCUGUUAAGUGGGUAAAAAAGUGUGAAUUCAAAGAUUGAGAUCAUGCUCAAGUCUGUAACAUAUGAUUCUGUCACUGUGAAUGUAAUUAAUGUAUGUGAACACAAAUGCCUAUCCACAGGUUGACCCCAUUCCAUGAAUUAGUAGAUGUGAUCAUUGUUGCCAUGUGACACUCAACUGCCUCUAAAUUACCUCCCCAGCUCCACUGGUAAUUCUAGAGAUUUUGCCCUAUUUAUAAAUUUUGUUUACAUCUUUGAGAGGAGUAUAUUCAGGGAAAACCUGUGCAUAUCCUCUGAACGUAAAAUUUAAUAAGGUUCUACCUCAAAGAUCUUUGCACAGAUUAUUGGCCUUUCAUAGUGAAAUAUUUCCAUUUUGGAUUCACAUACAUAAUGCAGACUCAGUUAUAAUGCUUGAAUAUUUUAUAUUUGUCACUUGGAUGAAAUAACCCACUUUUUUCUCAGGUGUCAAACAUUUUGAUCAGGAAAGAAUUAUUAGAUCACUGUCAUCUCUCUGUUUUCGCCUUGAUGUGCAUCCUGGUAGACUGUGUAUCCCCAGACUUGAAAGGACUUUCUAAGAAACACUGAAUGAUUCGUGAAAAACUGGGGCUGCCCUUAGAAACAUCUAGCUUGGUUUGGAGAGACCAGCUGCUCUUAUGGAAGGUAGCUUUGUGGCAUAUCAUGAACCCAUGUCUAUCAUCAAAGCUAUUUUGUUCCAUCCCCCACAAAGUACUCAGUAACUUGCCAUGUGUUCUCUGUUGGUGUAAAGUCAGCUUAUACACAGCAGAAG
Messenger RNA from Bubalus bubalis (water buffalo), 2329 nucleotides. RefSeq names its product Fas cell surface death receptor (gene FAS). Bases 300 to 1271 code for a protein of 323 amino acids. Gene Ontology annotation, molecular function: protein binding; tumor necrosis factor receptor activity. NCBI's taxonomy places the organism in Eukaryota, Metazoa, Chordata, Mammalia, Artiodactyla, Bovidae. The record is from RefSeq and is a predicted model, not a curated record. The transcript has 9 exons. Gene Ontology annotation, biological process: extrinsic apoptotic signaling pathway in absence of ligand; immune response; activation-induced cell death of T cells. Gene Ontology annotation, cellular component: membrane raft; external side of plasma membrane; CD95 death-inducing signaling complex.